Terrapene triunguis (Three-toed box turtle) is the source of this 1514-nucleotide messenger RNA. It is a transcript of the gene DEK, whose product is annotated as DEK proto-oncogene. The transcript is spliced from 11 exons. The record is from RefSeq and is a predicted model, not a curated record. Gene Ontology annotation, molecular function: DNA binding; histone binding. Gene Ontology annotation, cellular component: nucleus. Lineage: Eukaryota; Metazoa; Chordata; Testudines; Emydidae. The coding region runs from base 170 to 1279 and encodes 369 amino acids. Gene Ontology annotation, biological process: regulation of double-strand break repair; chromatin organization.
CCCGCCAUUUUGAAAACCUUGUUGAUUCCGGCCCGGGGACAGUGUGAGCGCGAGACGUGAAGCGCGCGCCUGUCCCCGCCCCCAUCCCGGUAAUUGUGAACUGUCGCCUCCAGCCGCCGCCCACACGGGCGAGAGGAGCCGGACCCCGCCGAGCCGAGAGUCACUCACCAUGUCUUCCUCAAAAGAAGAUAUAAUGUCUGCUGAACAAACAGAUGAGAGAGAACCUGAAACUGAAAACAAAAUUGAGGAAAGUGAUGAGGAAGAGGAGGAGGAGGAAGAAGAAGAAAAAGAAAAGAGUCUCAUUGUUGAAGGGAAGAGAGAGAAGAAAAAAGUAGAGAGAUUGACCAUGCAGGUAUCCUCGUUACAAAGGGAACCUUUUACAAUUGCACCAGGAAAGGGACAAAAACUUUGCGAAAUUGAAAGGAUACAGUUUUUUUUGAGUAAGAAGAAAACAGAUGAACUCAGAAAUCUACACAAACUCCUUUACAACAGGCCAGGCACAGUUGCCUCACUAAAGAAGAACGUGGGUCAGUUCAGCGGGUUUCCAUUUGAAAAAGGAAGUGAUCAAUAUAAAAAAAAGGAAGAAAUGUUAAAAAAAUUCAGGAAUGCCAUGUUGAAAAGUAUCUGUGAGGUUCUUGAUUUGGAAAGAUCGGGAGUUAAUAAUGAACUGGUUACCAGAAUCUUAAACUUCUUAAUGCACCCAAAACCUUCAGGCAAGCCAUUGCCAAAGUCCAAAAAAACACCCAGCAAAGGCGGCAAAAAAGAACGCAGUAGCUCAGGAACUGCACGAAAAGCAAAACGCACCAAAUGUCCUGAGAUUUUGUCGGAUGAAUCUAGUAGUGAGGAGGAGGAUGAAAAGAAAGAGAAGGCUGAAUCUUCUGAAGAAGAUAAAGAGAGUGAAGAGGAGCAACCUAAGAAAGCAUCUAAAAAAGAAAAACCUAAGCAAAAGAUGACUUCGAAAAACAAGAAAGCUGUGAAAAGUGCUAAUGUCAAGAAAGCAGAUAGCAGCACUACAAAGAAGAAUCAGAACAGCUCGAAAAAAGAUUUAGAAAGUGAGUCUGAGGAUAGUUCAGAUGACGAACCUUUAAUUAAAAAGUUGAAGAAACCACCUACAGAUGAAGAUCUUAAGGAAACUGUCAAGAAGUUAUUGGCCAAUGCAAAUUUGGAGGAAGUAACAAUGAAACAGAUUUGCAAAGAGGUAUAUGAAAGUUAUCCCAGUUAUGACUUGUCUGAAAGGAAAGAUUUCAUCAAAAAGACAGUUAAAGAGUUGAUUUCAUGAUCUAAUUUGACUGGAGGAAAUGAAAACUGCUGACUUAUCUUCCCAUGGAUUUGAAGAUGAUAGACACCAGCAAAAAGAAUGUUUGUGAUAUAUUAUGUUUAGUCAGCGCUGAUUCUGCGGACAGAGUAUCAGUGUAAAUUGCUUUGUGUACCUUUUUAAUAAUUGCAUUUGAUGCAGGUUUUAGUUAACUUGCUUACAUUUUUUUGUGCAUGGCAAUAAAUGUUCCCUUUUUAUA